Otolemur garnettii (small-eared galago) is the source of this 423-nucleotide messenger RNA. Its product is annotated as lipopolysaccharide-induced tumor necrosis factor-alpha factor homolog. The record is from RefSeq and is a predicted model, not a curated record. NCBI's taxonomy places the organism in Eukaryota, Metazoa, Chordata, Mammalia, Primates, Galagidae. Gene Ontology annotation, molecular function: zinc ion binding. Gene Ontology annotation, biological process: regulation of cytokine production. The coding region runs from base 97 to 423 and encodes 108 amino acids. The transcript has 3 exons.
CCCAGGACUUCAGGACCCAGGAGGCCUUGGGCACUGGGGCCCGAAUGGCAUGUAUUGUCCCUUUAAGUGUCACAGGGAAUUUAUCAAAGAUGAAUAAUGACUGCUCCACAUCAGGUAGGACACCCGCAACUCUGUGUGGCCAGAGACAACUUUGAUGACUGCUCCACAGCAGAACUGUAUCACAACAUGAAAGGGAAAGGAAGCUGGCCGGUGCGGACUGUGUGUCCCUUCUGUGGACACAGCAUCCUCACAGUGACCACCCCCUACCCAGGAAUCCUCACCUGGCUGAUGUGUAUAAGCUGCCUCCUGGGGGGGUGCGUCAUGGGCUGCUGCCUCAUCCCCUUCUGCAUAAGGGCGCUGAUGGACGUGAAGCACUCAUGCCCCAUGUGCCACCGUGUGCUCUUCUACCACCGCCGCCUGUGA